This is a messenger RNA of Cervus elaphus (red deer), 1821 nucleotides long. Its product is annotated as cytochrome P450 2B4-like. Gene Ontology annotation, molecular function: iron ion binding; heme binding; oxidoreductase activity, acting on paired donors, with incorporation or reduction of molecular oxygen, reduced flavin or flavoprotein as one donor, and incorporation of one atom of oxygen. Gene Ontology annotation, biological process: xenobiotic metabolic process. The transcript is spliced from 9 exons. Gene Ontology annotation, cellular component: intracellular membrane-bounded organelle; cytoplasm. NCBI's taxonomy places the organism in Eukaryota, Metazoa, Chordata, Mammalia, Artiodactyla, Cervidae. The record is from RefSeq and is a predicted model, not a curated record. The coding region runs from base 22 to 1506 and encodes 494 amino acids.
GGAGACCUUCGGACGGCAGCCAUGGAUCUCAGCGUGCUCCUUCUCCUUGCUCUGCUCACAGGACUCUGGGUCCUGCUGGCCAGAGGCCGCCCAAAGACCCAUGGGCGCCUCCCGCCUGGCCCCCGUCCUCUGCCCUUCCUGGGGAACCUUCUGCAGAUGGACAGAAAAGGCCUGCUCAAAUCCUUCCUGAGGUUCCAACAGACAUAUGGGGAUGUCUUCACGGUGUACCUGGGGCCAAGGCCAGUGGUCAUUAUAUGUGGGACAAAGGCCAUUCAGGAGGCCCUGGUGGAUCAGGCCGAGGCCUUCUCUGGCCGAGCGAAGAUCGCCGUUGUUAACCCCAUUGUCCAAGGAUAUGGUGUUAUCUUUGCCAACGGGGAACGUUGGAAGGCCCUUCGGCGAUUCUCUCUGGCCACCAUGAGGGACUUCGGGAUGGGAAAGCGGAGCGUGGAGGAGCGGAUUCAGGAGGAGGCUCAGUGUCUGGUGGAGGAGCUGCGGAAAUCCCAGGGAGCCCUCCAGGAUCCCGUCUUCUACUUCCACUCCAUCACCGCCAACAUCAUCUGUUCCAUAGUCUUUGGAAAACGCUUUGACUACAAAGAUCCUGAGUUCCUGAGGCUGCUGGACCUGAUCUUCCAAUCUUUCUUGCUCAUCAGCUCCCUGUCCAGCCAGCUGUUUGAACUCUACCCCAGCUUCCUGAAGUACUUUCCUGGCUCACACAGGCAAAUCUACAAAAACCUGCAGGAAAUCAACGUCUUCAUUGGCCACAGUGUGGAGAAGCACCGUGAGACCCUCGACCCCAAUGCCCCCCGGGAUUUCAUUGACUGCUACCUGCUCCGCAUGGAAAAAGAUAAGUCCGACCCCCAAAGCCAGUUCGAUCAUCGGAACCUCAUCAUGUCUGUUCUGUCGCUCUUCUUUGCUGGCACGGAGACAACCAGCACCACGCUCCGUUACGGGUUCCUGCUCAUGCUCAAGUACCCGCACAUAGCAGAGAAAAUCCACAAGGAGAUUGACCAGGUGAUUGGCUCACAUCGCCCUCCAGCCCUGGAUGACAGAGCCCAAAUGCCAUACACGGACGCAGUCAUCCAUGAGAUUCAGAGAUUUUCGGACCUCGUCCCCAUGGGCGUGCCCCACAUGGUCACUAAAGACACUCAUUUCCGAGGGUACAUCCUCCCCAAGGGCACAGAAGUCUAUCCCAUCCUGAGCUCUGCUCUCCACGACUCACAUUACUUUGAGAAACCAGAUGACUUCAACCCUAACCACUUUCUCGAUGCCAAUGGGGCGGUGAAGAAAAAUGACGCUUUUAUGCCCUUCUCUAUAGGGAAGCGUAUCUGUCUUGGUGAAGGCAUCGCCCGCACCGAAUUAUUCCUCUUCUUCACCACCAUCCUCCAGAACUUCUCCGUGGCCACCCCCGUGGCCCCUGAGGACAUUGACCUUACUCCCCAGGAGAGUGGGGUGGGCAAUGUGCCCCCGAACUACCAGAUCCAGUUCCUGCCCCGCCAAAGAGGCUGAGGGAAGGUGAUCAAGGAUACCAGGGUCAUGUGUGUCCCCACCUCUGCAGAGAAUGGCCCCCGAACUCUCUCCCUGUCUUCCUGCCUCUGAUCAGGCUGUGCUGUGAGCCAGCAUCCCUCCCCUCCAUGGAUGCCACCUCCUUGGGAAAGUCCCAUCCGCAUCUCACUUCCUUCUGCCCUUCUGCAGCUCUUCUAAACUCAAGGAGGUGUUUCCUUUCACCUAUUAAUAGAAUUCCACGAGUGAUGUAUACAUAUAUACAUAAAUAUGUAUAUAUAUAUAUAUAUUUAGCUAAAUAAAUGAAGCAAAGAAUGAAAA